AUGGAGGGCAGAGCAAAUCCGAUGGAGAUGCCACACCCUGCGCACGAGCCACUGCUGACCUAUAAGACCUAUGACUCAGAACUAGACCUAGAGACACAAACUGACACCUCAAACUUUUUCACUGACGGUAGUAAAUUUGAUGAAGGCGUCGGUGCCGCGGUCGUUAUCUUUAAAGAAAAGGUUCAAAAGAAAUUCGUAAAAAUUAAAUUAGCAUCCUACUGUACUGUCUUCCAGGCUGAGAUGGUGGCGCUGCACAGAGCGUUUGAGCUGAUGGAAAGGGAAAAAAGCCCGAAUAUAAACGUCUGUAGCGACUCCAGAUCAGCACUGGACGACAUCACAAGCGGCCGCUCUCUUAAUCCUCUCGCUGUCCAAAUAAGACGGAAAAUCUCUAAAAUGCGUGAACAUAAAACAAUUACCUUAUUCUGGAUCAAGGCCCACGCUGGACACGAGGGGAAUGAGAGGGCGGACCUGCUGGCGAAGGAGGCCGCCCAAAACAAUAAAAAGAAACCAGACUAUGACCUUUGCCCAAUUUCUACUAUAAAAAGACUUAUAAGGACGGAAUCGGCGCAGCGUUGGGAGGAAGAUUAUCAAAACGGAGAGACGGCGUCCAUCAACUAA
Molecule: messenger RNA, 618 nt
Organism: Leptosia nina
Lineage: Eukaryota; Metazoa; Arthropoda; Insecta; Lepidoptera; Pieridae
Source: the annotation of a GenBank genome assembly